This is a messenger RNA of Brassica oleracea var. oleracea, 312 nucleotides long. RefSeq lists its product as uncharacterized. NCBI's taxonomy places the organism in Eukaryota, Viridiplantae, Streptophyta, Magnoliopsida, Brassicales, Brassicaceae. The transcript has a single exon. The record is from RefSeq and is a predicted model, not a curated record. Bases 76 to 312 code for a protein of 78 amino acids.
UCAGUAAACCAUAUAAGAAGACAUCCUUAGCAACUUAGUAUACUAUUUGUUUCCAAGUCCAAACCAAGCCACAAGAUGCAGAGGUUACAAAUUAGUUCUCGGCCAUCCGAAGAGUUUCUGAUCAACAUCUCCCCGGAUUCUUCAAGCCCCGAUGAUCUCGUGGUCUAUGAUGUCGCCAAGAAGGAUAUGAUGCUUCACAAUAAUAGUUACAAGUCUGUUAAUGGAGAGAGAGCUAUUCACCUAAUCCCUCUUGUUCUCUUUCUAUGUGCUUUUGUUCUUUGGUCUUUUUCAAGUGUUACUACUAAUCUCUAG